AAAGAGGUAAAAUAGAAGUUUGGUUAUUGUGUAGUGGUUGCUGUGAGUGUAUUGAGGUUGAAGUUAGAGUAGAAAAAGAAGUAUUAUGGGAAGAAUUAAAGAGAUCAAGUUCAUCAAUCUCUUUAG
Messenger RNA from Scutellospora calospora, 126 nucleotides. Lineage: Eukaryota; Fungi; Glomeromycota; Glomeromycetes; Diversisporales; Gigasporaceae. The record is from the annotation of a GenBank genome assembly.